Odobenus rosmarus divergens (Pacific walrus) is the source of this 627-nucleotide messenger RNA. RefSeq names its product 60S ribosomal protein L10-like. The transcript is spliced from 3 exons. The record is from RefSeq and is a predicted model, not a curated record. Bases 1 to 627 code for a protein of 208 amino acids. NCBI's taxonomy places the organism in Eukaryota, Metazoa, Chordata, Mammalia, Carnivora, Odobenidae.
AUGCAGGAAGAAAACAGGGAUAUGCUCAAGUCCUUGACCCAAGCAGAGGAUCAAGAUGAGAUCAGCAAACUUCUUCCUGUUAAGGGCCAGACAGUACAUGCCUUAGGCUUUAGCUCUUUCACAGCUACUGGAUUCUGCCUUUGCAGCAUCAAAGCAGCCAUAAGCAGUAUGUUAACAAAUGAAACAACAGUUCAGAUUUGGCCUGUGGGCCAUGAAUUCCCAACUCAUCCUAUGUUGACCUGUGCUGGGGCUGACAGGCUCCAGACAGGAAUGUGGAGUGCCUUUGGAAAGCCCCAGAGCACAGUGGCCAAGAUCCACAUUGGCCAAGUCAUCAUGUCCAUCAGUAUCAAAUUAAAGAACAAGGAGCAUGGGACGGAGGCCCUAUGCAGGAACAAGUUCAAGUUCUCUGGCCACCAGAAGAUCCACAUUUCCAAAAAGUGGGGAUUUAGUAGGUUUAAUUAUGAAGAAUUUGAAGACAUGGUGGCUGAAAGACAGCUACUCCCAGAUAACUAUGGAGUUGAAUACAUCCCUAAUCACAGACCCCGGGACAAAUGGGAGACUGCAUUUAUGAGAAUCUUGGCACUGCUCCCUCCGUAUUCAUGUACACCAAUAAAUCCUACUUCCUGA